UGUUCCAUUGUUUAUUUGUGCAUUUUAGUAAUUUUAUCGAUCGUUGCAACUUGUUAUUCAAGUUUAGUCACAGUUAAUUAAACUUAAACUAUAGCAAUGGCAAAUAUAGUAAUAAAUAACAUUUUCACAUCGUUUCAAGAAUUUCUGGACAAUGAACAAGAUGCCAGAGAGCAAAUCCGGUCAAUCGUCAAUGAAAUUGAUAAGGUUGCUAGGGAGAUUAUGAUGACUAUGCAGGUGAUCCAUCAAGACAAUGGUCUAAGUGAGAUUCCCAAUUGUUGCUCAAAGGCCAGAGAAUUAUAUCAGAAUGUUAGAAAUGGUUUUGAGAAACUUGCAGCUCUUAUACCUGCAGGUCAAUAUUACAGAUACUAUGAACACUGGAGGAGGGUGGCACAAAAAUUGUGCUUCUUGAUCUCCCUGGUAGUCUUCUUAGAAGUAGGAAUGUUGAUUUCCAAAGAAACUGCUGCAUCUGUAUUAGGAAUUAAGAAUGAUGCCAAGGAAGGAUUCCAUUUAGAAUUGGAAGAUUAUUUAAUGGGAAUAUUGAAUUUAUCAUCAGAAUUGGCAAGGCUGGCCGUGAAUUCUGUUACGUGCGGAGAUUAUACGAAACCUUUUCAAAUAUCUGAGUUUGUCGCCGAAUUGAACGCAGGUUUCAGAUUAUUGAACAUGAAAAAUGAUUCGUUAAGGAAGCGCUAUGAUGUUCUGAAGUAUGAUGUAAAAAAGAUCGAGGAGGUUGUUUACGAUUUAAGUAUUCGCGGAUUGAAACCUUAAACGCUACCGGUUUUCAAGUAUUUGUACAACUAUAAUAUAUAACAUAAGUUCAAGCAUUUAUAAUUCUUUAGAAUAUACAGGUCCAAUAUUGACUAAAAAAGAAGU
This is a messenger RNA of Nicrophorus vespilloides, 870 nucleotides long. RefSeq names its product translin. Gene Ontology annotation, cellular component: nucleus; cytoplasm. NCBI's taxonomy places the organism in Eukaryota, Metazoa, Arthropoda, Insecta, Coleoptera, Silphidae. Gene Ontology annotation, biological process: RNA metabolic process. The transcript has 5 exons. The coding region runs from base 97 to 765 and encodes 222 amino acids. Gene Ontology annotation, molecular function: single-stranded DNA binding; RNA binding; sequence-specific DNA binding. The record is from RefSeq and is a predicted model, not a curated record.